AUGUCGCUGCAUGACCGAAAUACAGAACACCCACAAAUGUAUUGGAUCUUCCAUCGCGUUCGCCAAUCCACCGAUGGUCAUCGAUAUCUGACAGUAACACGACGCUUGCAAACGUUAUUGGCUGGUAUGAAGCUGCGAGGCGACGGAAUGGGAUGCUUGACUGCCAGUGGAAUAACGGGCGACGAUGUUUCGACCGAUGUGCGGAAAAUGCAUAUUGUCAUGAGGGGCGAUGCGCCACUGGGACCAAUUGACGACGGGUAUAUUGCUGAUGAGGCUUUACACUCCUCGAGCAGCUGCCCUGGUCUACUGUUUCUAACAGACGAAACGCGCUGCCCCAUGAAAGGGCCCAUUAUGCCUUGGCAAUCUAAGGCUGCACCGCGCACUGAGCCUAGCCCAUCAGGCUGGUGGGCUGCAACAGCUACUCGGAAGGCUUGUGUCUUACCUCAUAGCUCUCACGGUUCGCGUGUGCCUGAAUCUAUUCCCUUGUCCGCGGUGGUCGUCCCUGGCCCCAGAGCAGAUCUGGAGCUGGCAAUGUUGAAAGGCUGUUCUUGUGGGCCGGUAUUCGAUGACUACUGA
Plenodomus lingam JN3 is the source of this 576-nucleotide messenger RNA. NCBI's taxonomy places the organism in Eukaryota, Fungi, Ascomycota, Dothideomycetes, Pleosporales, Leptosphaeriaceae. The record is from RefSeq and is a predicted model, not a curated record.